AAUCCUGUGUUUAUGAGUGAUUAGAAACAAAAGGACAAGUUACCUGUAUUUUUAUGUGGUUGCUAUCAAAUUUUUGUUUUUUGUAACAUAUUAAUCGCACCCGCAACAGGUGUAGGUAAAAUGAAUCAUACAAUGCUUUAAAUAGACCAACAUGUCAUUAUUAUAUUCAUUGUUUCCAAUAAUGGCGAGCCUCAGGAUAUUUUCUCUUGCUGUGUUUAUGUGUAGUUGGGUAUCUGAAGCUCAAUUUGUGGGAAGGACAAUACGCCACUACAUGCCGGCUCCCAUGGAACCUUGUUACGGCGGCAGUACUGGAGGUUCCGAUGAUCUCAGCGCACUCUUGGCGCUCGCGCGAGUUCUCGAGAGCAAUCAGAACCAGAACCAAUAUCCACACAAACAAGAACCUCAACCACAACCGUGUUCCUGUUCUAAUAAUAAUGACAUAAAUACAGGAGACAUUAUCAGUAAGCUGAUUGAUGCUUUAGUUAAUGCUGUUACGCAUAGUACUCAUAGUUGUGGAAGAAAUAAUGGUAGUGGGAGUUCAUCAACAUCGUCAACCACCACUGGAAGUUCCUCUUCAGGUAGCGAGGGCCUCGUGCCUGGCCUACUUGGUGGAUUACUUGGUAGCAACGGUCAAGGUGGUUCUUCUAAUAAUAACGGUGCUGUCGUUAAUUUACUUCAGGGCCUGUUGGGUGGUGGGAGCGGUGGAAACGAAGGCGUAGUUGUUGACUUACUUAAGUCUUUGCUAGGUAGCAGUGGUUCUAACCAAGGGGUUGUACCGGGCUUAUUAGGCGGCUUAGUUGGCUCUGCUCCUGGUGGAAAUGACAAGGGGUCAUCUGAUGGUAACACGAAUAGUGGGCUAGUGGGAGGUUUGUUGGGGGGUGACAAUGGCGGACUGGUGAGUGGACUUGUCGGAGGCAAUACUGGUAGUGUAGGUAACGGCUUGACGGGCGAUGGUUCACCUGUAGGAGGGCUAGUCGGGGGCAGCUCAUCUUCAGACGCCAGCAGCGGAGCCUCGAACGCCGCCAAUUCUGGUGGACUGCUUAACUCAGUAUUAUAAUUUUGUAAGAUAUUUUUAACGUAUAUUUAAUGAAUUAAAUCUAAAACUAAAGGAAACCAUAUUUAUUUUUCCGGUGUAAAGUAGUAAAUUGAUGGUCAGGGUCACACACAGUAUAUAAAUACUGUGUUGAUGGUGCUUUAUUCUAUAUAUUAUUUAUAGAGCAUAAUUUAUUAUGUUUUUACACAAGAGAAGACGGAACGGGCCGCUAGUUGCGUCGGAUCGUUAUUUUUUAUAAAUCCAUAGUUCCAUAUUUUCAAGAAUCAAAGUAAAACUUACAAAAAUUCCAUAAUAUUAGCUACAUGAAAGAAAAUUUUUGAGAAAGUAAAGUUCAUAAAUUAAAAAUACCAACAUGUUCUAAUUUGUUAUUUAUCUUCUAUCUUAUUAUAUAACUAUCAUGGAUUUAGUAAGUAGGAGUACCUACUAAUUCCAUGAUACCUCCAAAUUCAGAGUAUGAUAUGAUCACAGAUAUAAAAACAUUGUUGAUUAUAAACUAAGUUUACCUACAAUAAACAUCAGUAGAUAAGACACCUGCACAGACAUUUAAUUUUGUAAUUAUAUGGCAUAUUACGCGAAGCUCAGCGCAGAUGGCGCUGAUACUGGUACAACUAAGGUAUACAAACAUUGCCAAUAGAGACAAAAUGCGCCAAUUUUCAAUAUUGUUGCAGAUUUAAGACCAAAAAUACCUUCUACGCAAUUAUGAUGUGAGUUUAAAGGAAAAAGGAAGGAUUAUCCUGAAAAUAAUACCACUAUUAGGUUAUGUUCUGCUUUAUUUGUUCAAAUAAAGCAGAACAUAACGCGGGAUAAAUGUGCAGUAAUAUUUUAUGUUAUUUGCCUAUUGAAUGUCACCGUUCUAAAUUCGUGCACCAAUGUGUCCAUCUUUUUCAGUCAUACCUAUUGGCGAUCUAGUAGUAGUAUCCAAUCGUCAGUUUCUCAGUCUGAUUGUCAGUGUCGCCUUAAACUGUUAUGUCACUGUCAAACAGUCGACAACAAAAUACGUUGACAUUUUGAAAGUUUGGUUGAUGGUUGCUUCGCUUUAUUUGUUAAUUAAUUUGUAAAUUUGUAAGAUUGCAUUUGAAACGGUGCUAUUGUAUAACAUUUUAUCAAGUUAAUUAUUAUAGGAUUUUACUGAAUAAAUAUUAUAUUAAACUUAUUUUGAAAGUUUACAUGUCAUUAUGACGUCCGAGUUUGAAGGCAUUAAAACAAAUGAAUUUUUGAGACGGCGAAAGUUGAGGCUUCAGCAGGUUAGAGAGCAGUCCAAAGAUAUUGCCAAGAAAAUAAGACAACGCGCUAAAGUUGAAAAGUUGCGGCAAGUCAGUGAAGUCGACUUGAAGAAAGAGCAAGAGUAUUUACAGCAUCAAGAGAAGCUUGUAAAGCGUUUGGAAGUACUGUAUGCUAAAGGUGUCAAAAGUGUGGGUGCUGGUCACAAGGAGGCCGCGGAUUUGACGGAUGUUUCUCCAGAGAAGCUUGACUUAUCCAAACAACGUGGCAGGGAGGCGGCUGCCGAACUGAGGAAGAAGAAACAGGCUCUGUUAGAUGAACAGAAAAAGUUACUGGACAGAAAACUACAAGCAAGGGAAGUUGCUAAUGAAAUCAGCAGAGAAAAGUCAGGUAAUGUAGCCAAUAAGAUAUUGACAAAAGCAUCAAAUGCCACUGUGAAUGAGCAGUCCAAAGAUAAAUGUCCAAAUGACGAAAAUGUUGAAGAUCUUGACAAUAAUCCAGGAAGAGAAGCUGUGACACAGACUGAUAUGGCAACACAGUGGGAUGUCAAUGUGAUGCCAAGUGAGUGGGAGCCCUCUGUACCAGCCUUGUCUUUGCCAAGAGAUGACAGCGAAAAAGACUCAUUAAAUGUCAACAAUGCAGAAAACAAGUCGGACAAAAGCAGGAGACUUGAUUUGUUUGCUCUCAGUGAAGAGAUGCCUUCUAGCUUGCGUGGAGGGUUGACUAACAUACCUGAAGAAAGGGUUACUUUAAAACCAUCUUUUACACAGGUCUCAGAGUAUUUGCAAAGCAGAAAGCUCCGAUUAAGAGAAACAGAAAAAGUAGCAAAUAAACCUGUGGGGGACUUACAAAGCUUGAAGCAGACAAUUCUUCGUGCCAGACCAACAAGGAAUGAAGGUAGUGAUGUUUGUCAUGUUCUAGAUGAGCAAGUUAUCCCUGUCCCGUGUUGGCAAGCGGAGUCCAACUGUCACUUUUGCUCUCACAGAAUCUCCCAUCACCAUGAAGCAACAGAAAUAACUGUGACUAAUUCACAAAUUAAUAAGAUUUUUAGUUCAAUUCGGUCAACGAGAGAUAUACAACCAAGUCCUGUGCUGAGGGGAUCAAGCCCUUUCAGAAGGGAUAAAGUUUCUCAAAAAUUAUCAGUUAAAGGCAAUCCCAGAGAAAAGUCCCCACAUUCAAGUAUGGCUACCUCAAGUGGAAUACCAAAAAGAAAUUCUGUGACAGUAUACAAUCAUUCAACCAGAGAUAGCAGGAACAUACCAUGUGGAGACGAGCAGUUAGUUUUUCAUAAUGCGCACAAAGAAGAAGAUGCCUAUGCUCAGGCCAUGAAAGAGGGUGCUGCUAAUGACGCGAAGGAGAAAGAGCAUCAACAUCGACUGCAAGAAAUGAGAAGCAAGAUAGCUAUGACAAAGCAAAAUGUGGAAAAAGAGUACAAUGACACACUAUCAUUUCUAAAUUCAUUGCCUAAAGAAAAGGGAAGCAAGACAGUGAAAACAGCAUUUAUGGAUGAACGAUGUGAAAAGAUGCUUAAGGACAGCCGUCAGCAUAAAUUACAACAAGAGUUUCGGAAAAUCGAAAAGGAGUGCAAGAAGCAUGGACCUCGGAUUUCUAAAAGAUCAUUAUCGGAAAAUAAUAGGCAUAGAUCAAACUCUCCCGAAAAUGGAGACAAUAUUGAAUCGCGCGACUUCCAGUACUCCUGGAUGCCUGUACCGGAAAGUGAUGGUAGCUUGGCAAUACACACCAUCCCCAACACGAAGCCAAAGUCUGGGAACAAUGUCAAGUUCAGUAAAGUUGACAGCUACCAUGAAUACAGGUCGCGCCACAAACACACGCCGCCUACCAAAGAUAAGGACCAGGAAAAACCGAAAACAGUAAUUGAGACUGUUCUUAUUCAAAAUGGUACUGAAUCCAGUGAUUCUUCAUCAGAUACAAGUUCGGUAGAAAAUUUAAACUUAUCUCAGAAAAAAAGCAAGAAAAAGCCUGAUAAAGAACUGACUGAAGCUGAAAGAAUAAUUAUUUACAAAGUUUUGGAAACGAAAAAGAAGGAUAAGGCAAAGAAACAGGCUAAAUUGAUAAACAGUAUUUCUAAAUCUUUACAUUCCAUUAAUAAAGAAAAGAACUCUAAUGAAGAGGCUAUUGCAAAUAACGAUAGAGUGCAAAAUAGAGUAUCUAUCGAGCAUAUUCAGGAGGGCAUAUAUAAAACAACAAAAGAAAAAGGAGUUUCUUACAACGUAACCAGCUGUUACACUGCAAAUGUAGAAAUGUGGCAAUCUUCCUCUGCAAGGCAACCCUGGUGGGAUAACAUAACGUCAUUAUAUUUCACGGACAAUUCAGGAGAGCGCCGGACUAUAUCCUUGAGCAAAGAUGAAAUCACCUACGGCAAUCCAUGCCAAUGCCAUCUACUGGACAAAGAUCAACAACGUAAUACAGGUACCAAUAUACGAUGGGAAAAAGGUGAUAAAGAGAAGAACGUCUGUGAUCAAAACUGCUGUAGUGGUUGCAAGUGUGCAUGUGUGUGUUCUACGAAACCCGUACAGUAUGCAGUUCCGCCCACACCUCAACCCUCAGUAGCCACUUCCACAUCUUCAUUCAAAACUGCAACAAAUGAUAAAGAGAACCCAGCGUGCCCCGAAGGUGGUAUCGUGAAACUCAUAGAUGACGAAGGCCAAGAGGCAGGGAAAUUCUAUAUAGGUGCAUCUGGAUUUCUCAAGGAUGAUGAUUAUGAAGUUAUUAUACAACUUAGAAAGAAAGAUUCUGUUAAAGAAGAGAAAAAACCUGAAAGCCAAGCUGAUAAAUUAUACCCAAUACAAGAAUCACAGCAAACUGAAGAAUCAACAUCUAUUAAAAAAUGUGAUUGUAUUUGUGAUUGUGAUUGUAAAAUUGGUACUAAAAACGAAGUUCCAGUUGAUAGCCAAUCUAGAAAUAAACCAGUAGACAUUGCUGAGGAAGCCACACAGGCUGUGCCUGAUAUCCCGCCAAGUGAAGAAGUCACUAAACAAAGAAUAUCAACUGAGCAACCACUUCAAAACAAAGAAGAGAAUACCAUAUCAGGCACUAAAGUUAGUGAAGCUGUACAAAACAUAGAAGAAGGUCAAGAAAACAUCUUGGUUGAUAAAUGUGUUUGUACAUCUUUUAAUUUAUCUUACGCAGUUCCCAAUCACAUCGCUAAAGAAGAUCCGCCUUCCAGCCCAAAGACUUCUGCAUCCACAUACACACAGACAACAUUUAAUUCUACCAAUACGCGGCCCCCUUACAUUCAUAUGAGUUCGUCAACAUCAACUGCUUACAUGAGCCCCCCUGAAGUGGUGUUACCAAGAUAUUUUAGACGAGAUUCAGACGAGGAUACUAAUAAAGCAUACAAUAAUGAAUUUGGCAAAUUUGAAAAUCAUUAUGAAGAUAGAGCUUCUGAAAAAUAUUUUAGCAGAAAGACAAGCACGGAAAAAAUAAAUUUACCAACUAAAACAAAGAAGAUGCUCAGAUGUUUGAAGACAAAUAUUCCGACACCGCCAAACACAUGCAGGAGCUAUAAUACUUCGAUAAGUGAAAUGCCUUGUAAUGAUAAUAGUUGUAAUAAACGAAACAUUCCAUUUCGCAAAUGUCGUAAGUGUGAAUGCAAUUCCGAUUCAGUUAAAGAUCACAAAUCUCAAGGGCGUAAGAGCUCAAGACUAACUACAACCAAAAAAAGAACAGUAUUGCCAAAACAUACCAUUGCGAGUGCAACUUCGUCAAGUAAACAUACAUGGAAUGUAAAGAAAAAAGAUAAUAGCACUAGUACCACAUUUAAUCCUGUAAUUAAAAAUUAUGUUAACAAGUUGCUCUCCCUCAAUAGAGAAGGCAUAAAGGUUCUAGAAGUAGUGGACCAAGAAUGCAGUACUGUUGCUACUCCAGGGAGUUCUAUUAUAGAUGUGCCACAAAAUACGGGCAAAGAAAAAGCUUGUGCUGAACCUAAAUUAUCACUAGAGCAAAUAAAAAAUGAAUUUAUAAAAAAAAUAUUAAGUGAAUAUAUUAAUAUAAAUCGAACAGAAGAAGAGCGACAAGGUAAAACGGAACAAAAUCAUGUACACAUAAAAGUGUCUGCUGCACGUCUAAAUAAAAAGAGAUCAAUACAUAAAGUUAAAUCUUUGAAUAUUUCGAAACGCCUGCUGAAAAAGUCAGCAGAUAUUAAAAAAUCGUCGCAUACGUGCGUUCCUUUGCCUCUUCCGAUACCGCAGAGGCCACUAGAUGUAUCUAUAAAAAAUGUAGAGAAAGGUCGCAGUAGGAGUUCUCCUACACCUAGACAAAAUCUCAAUCUGGAUUAUAGGCGGAAAAGUGACGCUUCCGACUUAGAUACUACAAAAUAUUCAAAAAGACCUACAAGAAAUGAACAGCGCGUUGAUAAAAAUCAAGAUUGUAGACAGAGCAACAGCAAGGUUUGCAUACCUCAACAUAGAGCGUCAUCUGCUACGCUAGGCGCAGCUCCAGUGAGUCUGAGAGAUAUUCCAGUCGGCACUGAUACACAAGAAGUUUGCAAUGCUAUAUCCACACAAACUAGUCGUCACACGAACGAUGAUCCCAAUUAUGUAAAGUUAGCAGAAAAUAAACUCGAAAAUAUGGAAAAAAUUGCCGAUCUUACGGAACAAUGUACUCAACGAUUAUCGAACCUCGCCAAAGUUUUAGAAGAGGUAAGAAGAAAUAAAUCUCUAGCUUACAGUCAAACAUCGACAUCCGAUUCAACAUCUGAUGUGGACCAAAGGUCUGAUAAAAAUAAUCGUAAUCCAGAACCAUCAAUAGAUUUUGUAGAUGUUCAAAGUAAGCUGAACUUAAAGCCCUCGACACCAGCACUUACAAGCGAAAGUGAGGAGGGUGAGACGUUAGAUUCUUCUAAAUACAUAUCUUUCUUGACUGAUAUUCCUAAACCUUUGUUUACAAAAUCAUUGCAAUCGGAAGUAGAAGUUCCUUCUGACAUAACAGUAAAUGAUGCGACUAAACCUAGGACUAAACCUCCACCUGCUUUAUCGCGAAUGCACCUUCGGAAUGUGCAAGGCAUCACUCCGCACGAAUUGUCGACUGUUGUCGAAGUCGAUUCACCAAUGAGUGUGAGAUACAAAAAUCAAUCUUCGCAUACAGACAAUAAGUUUGAUAGUAUAGAAACAAAUAUAAACUCCAAUAAAGAAUUAGGAGUUUCUCCUGGUGGUCAAUUACUCAAAAAUAAUGAGGAAAAAAUUGCAAACCCUGAUUUGCUACAAAGUGAUCUUACUUUGUCAACUAGACUUCAACAAAGGAAACUAACUACGGAUUCAUCUGACGAGUCUAAACUGCAAAUGAUAGACUUGAAACAAUUUAACGACAUAAUGUUACAACCAUUUAUAAGCAUUCAAGAAUAUGCUAAACAAUAUGACAUGGGAACAGUGGAUGAGGCUUCGAAUCUGGGCGACGUUCUUAAAGAUGACGUCGUGAAUGAGGAUCUGAGCUCAAUGCAAUCAGACAGCAGUCUGCCGGACGUCAUAGCAGAAUUGUUAAAACGUAAAGUUAUAACCGAACCUUUUAAAUUCGAUACAGUGUCGAAUGUACACUCCACGACCGGCUCAUCUGAAUCUUCCGUACUGGCCCUCCGUCUCUCGCAGGUACGAAAGGAGAAAAAGAAGUCUACUGUAAUGUUUCAAGACAAAGAAAACGUUGCCGAAAGUUCUGACACUUUGAGUUUUUCAUCAAAUCCAGAUUUAGAAAAUGCUUUCAAGAAACUUGGUAUGGGUUGGGCUUCUUCUACAUUAAAGAAAACGAAAGAACGAUUGGCUCUAUCCUCGUCUUCAAAUACGUCAAGUUCGAGCGUAUCGCAAUUUAAAAUAAAAAGUUUAAACAAUCAAGAUAUUCCAGCACUUGUGACUGAUUCUGUAUCAACCAUAAUGCAGUUGACUAAAAAAGAGGAGAAAAAAGAUUCAAAAAAUAAUGGACAGCAAGCGAAUAUGUCCCAGUCGAUGACAGUAAAGGAGUUUCUGACUAAGGAAUUAGCUGAUAAAAUUACCUUUACUAAUAAAUCGAGACGAAACGAUACAGAGGAAGAAUUUGUUUCUUUAUUUGAGACGAAAAUGCCGGAAGAAAUGAAACAUUCGUCACAGAUGAUAGGAGAAGAGAGGUCAAUAGACAGCGGGCUGGGCAACAGAGCCCGGACGUCCACGCCGGUACAAAUCUUCAAAUCAAUGACUUACCAUUCUAGCUCGAGCUCAAACGUGUCAAAUGGAUUAUUCAGCAAUGCUGAUGACUUGUCGUCGGUGAAGGUGACCUCUAAUUCCAUAAGAAAUCAUUCCACUUCAGAUAAAGAUGACUUAACAAUUCCUAAUUGCAGUUUACGAAUUAAAAAAGCGUCCGACGCUAGCAAGAGUGAUUAAUUGGUUGGGGACAUUUCCACUUAUGUAUAUUUUGUUAUUUGUUGUGAUAUUUAAUGAACUAAAAUUAAUGUAUGACAUUUAAAGUUGUUGUGGGUUUAUUAUAUUUAUAAAUAAAAUCAAUUCAUUCAUUGCGAA
Messenger RNA from Plodia interpunctella (Indianmeal moth), 8775 nucleotides. RefSeq lists its product as uncharacterized. The transcript is spliced from 13 exons. The record is from RefSeq and is a predicted model, not a curated record. The coding region runs from base 2230 to 8640 and encodes 2136 amino acids. Lineage: Eukaryota; Metazoa; Arthropoda; Insecta; Lepidoptera; Pyralidae.